Polyodon spathula (Mississippi paddlefish) is the source of this 4045-nucleotide messenger RNA. Its product is annotated as transmembrane and coiled-coil domains protein 1-like. Gene Ontology annotation, cellular component: endomembrane system. The record is from RefSeq and is a predicted model, not a curated record. Bases 931 to 2529 code for a protein of 532 amino acids. NCBI's taxonomy places the organism in Eukaryota, Metazoa, Chordata, Actinopteri, Acipenseriformes, Polyodontidae. The transcript has 7 exons.
UUACUACGUCAUGGCGCAGAACGCGCCCCCAGACGUCAUCAUGGGAGUGUUAUUUUAUGGAGGAAUGAAACAUCAGCGCAGGCCAGUCACUGUUCCUACAAAGCAUCAUUCUCUCUAUUGAGCUGAUCAACACACCACCCUCAUGAUCUGACCGCACUCAGCCAUCUGCCUUCUCCAUUACAAAGUGACCUCAUACAUCUCUCUAUGGAUAUUGCUGCCUCCUGUGAGUUUAAGGCCACUGCCGAGCCCUGCUGCACCUUGCCCAGCGUACACAUCUCAACUGCACACUUCCCCCCCCUGCGCUCUGCAGCAGGCCCAGGAUAUGUGUCUCACCAUUGACAAUCUGGAGUAGUAGGGAUAUGCGUUCCUUCAUCAGGAUAUCUGGUCUCUACACCUUGGAUUAUACCAUGCAUAAGGCUGUAUUUUUUCAUGGUUACCACAGAUUUCAUGAUUUCCAUCUAUUGUACCCACUGCUGUGUAAUAUGUAGUUCCCUUUUCUGGAAGAGUGGUGUAAAUCUACAUAUUUUGAUCACUUAAAAAUAAAUACAGCAAACGUUUGCCUUAUUGACACAGUACCUGUUAUACUGUAUUUAGGAACCUGGCAACUGGUUUAGUUUUCUUCCGGUAAAUGCUUGAACACACUACAUAGAGCUUUACAAUGUCUUCAAUGAAAAAAGCACCAGCUACAUCAAAGAUCAAAAAUGUUUCUGCUCGAUCGCACUGUCCAGUAGAAGAAGGGGACAUUUCAUGUGUCUGUUAUUUUUACGUGCAUUUAUGUAUUUAUUUAUUUUGUUUGAGAAUUCACUGAUGGUGAAAAUAGAAUGGCUUUAAAAUGUGGACUUAAAAAACAAUAUAUUCUGCACUUUUGCAUUUCAGUGAACCUUGAGCAAUCGACAUGCUAGACUGAGGUGAGCCGAUGCUCUGAACCGCAUGCUGCAGCAGAUCCAAGGGGCUCCCAUGAUGAAGCGAGGGACCAGCUUGCAGAGCCGGCGGAGCAGCAAGACCACGAGCGAGCCACCGAAGGGGAGCCCGCAGAUCCACAGGCGCAUCUCCCAGGAAUCGACACUUUGUGGUCGGCCACGCUCAUCCUCCACUACAGACUCCCCCUGCAGCUCUACAUUGGCUGAGGUAACCAACUGCUACCUUCCCUAUGAGGAGGCCGAGCAAAUCGAACGCUUGGAGGUGAGCAGCCUAGCACAGACAUCCAACGCUGUAGCCUGUAGCAUCGAUGGCAACAUCAGCGUGGAUGGAGUGGACAGCACUCCGGACCCCCAGCGAACAAAACUGGCUAUCACUCACCUGCAGCAGAAGGUCCUCAAGCUGACUGAGCAGAUAAAGAUCGAGCAGACUGCCCGUGACGACAACGUGGCAGAGUACCUGAAGCUGGCCACCAAUGCAGACAAGCAGCAAAGCGCUCGCAUCAAGCAGGUGUUUGAGAAGAAGAAUCAGAAAUCGGCCCAAACCAUCCAGCAACUGCAGCGGAAGCUUGAACACUACCAUCGGAAGCUGCGCGAAAUCGAACACAACGGCAUCCCCCGGCAGCCCAAGGAUGUGUUGCGGGACAUGCACCAGGGCCUGAAGGGCGUUGGAGCCAAGGUGACUGGGUUCAGCGAGGGCGUGGUGGACAGCGUUAAGGGGGGGCUGUCCAGUAUCUCCCAGGCCACACACUCAGCAGCUGGGGCGGUGGUCUCCAAGCCAAGGGAGAUUGCAUCACUCAUCCGCAACAAUAUCUCCGGCCUGAAGGACUCAGACGAGUCUCAGUGUGAGGAUGGGACCAAUACUCUGAGCCUCUGCAGCAACCUGCAAUCCAGUCUUAAAUAUGGUAGUGAAGACGACUGCUCAAGUGCCACCUCGGGCUCCGCGGAGGCCAACAGCACUGCAGGGGCCCCCGGGGGACCCCCCAGCUCCAAAACAAACACACUGGACAGGCAAAGCUCAGGGUUUGAAACUCUUUUUCACGAGAUUCAAGAUAUCCGGGACAUCCAAGAUAGACUGGAGGAAUCUUUUAAAAACUUAAAAACUCACUACCAGAGAGACUACACUCUUAUAAUGCAAGCACUACAGGAGGAGCGCUACAGAUGUGAACGGCUAGAAGAACAGUUAAAUGACCUGACAGAACUGCAUCAGAAUGAGAUUCACAACCUUAAACAGGAGCUUGCUAGCAUGGAAGAGAAGAUUGCUUACCAGUCUUACGAGCGCACCCGUGACAUUCAGGAGGCGCUAGAGGCCUGUCAGACACGUAUCUCAAAGAUGGAGCUGCAGCAGCAGCAGCAGCAGGUGGUUCAGUUGGAGGGGCUGGAGAACGCCACUGCCCGCAUCCUUCUGGGCAAGCUCAUCAAUGUGCUGCUCGCGGUCAUGGCUGUCCUGCUGGUUUUUGUCUCCACUGUGGCCAACUGCAUGGUCCCCCUCAUGAAAACACGCAACAGGACGUUCAGCACAUUCCUUCUACUGGUUUUCUUUGCUUUCCUGUGGAAAAACUGGGAAGCAGUAUCUGAAUACUUAGAACGAUUCUUAUUGCCCCCUAGAUGAUGGUUAUAUAAAACUUGAAGAAGAGUGAAUUUGUUUACAUUUAGAGAAAAAAAAAGAUUUCUUGCAAGGCACAUCGCAAUAGUGUGUAUACUUAUACAUACAUACACAUGUAACAUUUAGCUGAAGUAGAAGAGUGUAUAUAAGGAACAUUUUCCAGCCUUUUUUGCCAAGAAUGGAAACUGAAGUAUGGUUUGAACUAAAGUUGCACUACAGAUCUUACUGUGAUAAACAAGCAGAUUCCAUGAUUUUGAAAAAAAAAAAAAUGUAUUUCAAGUUCUCACAGUUGAGUCACUUGAGUUAACUUUAUAUUUCUGUCAUAGUUUAAAAUGCUAAACUGAUUAAAACUAGGGAUACAAUUCUACACUGUACCAUAAUCAACCCAUUUAUUCACUCAAACAGAUUAACAUACUUGAAGAGUUGUAAUACUCAGAAUCUCAGUGCUUCCAUGUUUUCUAUUUAAAAAAAAAGGGUUUGUGUAUUUUUUUUUUUCAAUUUUUAAAUAAAGUUGUUUUAAAUUAAGUAGUGUUGUAGUUUAUAAUAGCCAUCUUAUUCGCAGAAGGUUAAAGGGCAACUAAGUGGACAAAUGAUUUUUUUGUUGUUGUUUUUUUUACGUCAUGGUUGCUUUAAAAGGACCGUGUACAACAUCCAUGACUUGAAUCGAGUCAGAUGAGUGGCUACUACAGACCGUAGAGUCUGAGCUGACUUGCUUUUGAAACAUGAAAGAGGUUGCAGAACAUAUUCGGAGUCUAUAGUAGCAAAUCACUUAAACCAGCAGCUGUGAAUCAGGUGUGAAUUACAAUAAAAGAUGGACAUUAACAACACACAGGAUGCACUGACACCCAGAAGGCAUCUCUACCCUGAUAGAAGCUGACUGCGGAAUCAUUUUCUAAUCACUUUGUAUCAUUUCCGCUUCAGCACUUUAAUAAUCAGAAAUUUAAAGCACUUCUGUGGCCUGAUAUAACAAUCGUGUCUAACCUCCAGCUACACACUGUAUGUUACACCAGCAUACAGCCAUUUAGCUUUCCAUUAAAAAUUUAGAGGGUUAUGCAUAAAAAUAGACAGCAUUUCCAGAUUGUCUCAUUAAUAUGCUUUUUAUUUUUCCCCAUCUGAUUCGUAAAACCAUUGUUAGGAUAAAUACAGUAACAGUUUACUGGCAUGUUUUUUUGUUGACAAGUUUUCUAUGACCAAUGAAAUGAAAGAUCAAACAAAAGUGAGAUGGCGGACGGCAUAACCAAGGUUUUAAAUUGGGAGUCUGAUAGAUAGAUUGAGAGGGGCAGAGCAGAGGGGAGGAGCCCUAGCUCCUGACCGUCUAUCACACCCCAAGUGUACAUAACAAAUUCUGUAGCACACCCAGACUAGCAAAACCCACUUUUAUUACUGUAUACCAGCAGUUUCCAUCAAGAUGAUAAGUAGAGCACAGGCAACAUUAUUGAAAGCUACAAUUCAUGACAUUAACACUUGACAAAUAACUUUAUAUACAAAUAGCGUAUAAUGUUCUUAAAAAAAAAAAAAAAAA